AAUGCUCGCGACGUCUUUCAAUGCUACAGGAAAUGUUUGAAGUUCUCAGACACGUUUUUUAAGUAGAACUGUUCAAAAAAUGAGUGGAUUUUAUCACUGAAAUAGACACGACCUCGAAAUGGUCGUUUUAAUCGAGAGAAUAUCCGCCAAAAACGGUGAAUAAAUAUUGCGAUCUUGUCGAUCAUUCUCAAAGUAAUUUUCUAAGAGUUCAGAAAAUAAUACAACAAUUCAAAUUAACUCAGGCAUUUAAACUCGCGUUGAUGCUGUUUUGAUGAAAUGCUUAAACUGAAUAUCUCUAAUAUGCGAACGAGAGGUUAUUGGCGCAAUAAACUUUAUUUGUUUUAUUGUGUUUAUAUUCUUGAGUACUCAUGUGUUUGUACGUCAUUUGCAUGAGCCGUUAGUUGCGAAUUAAUUAUUUUUCACAAAGAACAGCGCGUAUUUCAGAUGCAACUAAAAGCGAGGUGUCAAAUGCAGGAAAAUGGUGUGGAGAAGCCUAUUCAUUGUUUAACACCAUAUAUAUAUAACACAUUUAAAUGAAGGUAAGGCUAUAAGCGUAUAUUACUAUAUAUCACCUCGAUAAUGACAAUAUGUUAUUUUAGUUUUACUUUAAAUUAUAUAUAGUUGCCUGUAGAUUCCUUUUUAUAUACAUAAGAUAAUACAAUAUAUACCUUAAAAUUAUAUAUUAUCGUAUUGGUUCUGGCAAAUUUGAUUCUCCAAGGGGCUGGCCCUAAAAUGCCCACAAAUUAAGCGUUAAGUUGAAUUGUCAUCUGAAUUUUUCUUUUUAGUCAGUUGUUACGCCACAACGCAGUAUUUUUUGUAUGAAUAAUUAACGUUGCAUGUUUCAACAUAUAUUUUGUCAAAAAUGUUAUAUAUACGAGUAUUUCAUGCUAUGUUUGCGCGCUGUUUGGCCGGGGACAGCUGAAAAUAGAAGACAAUGCACUAAUGUUAAUAGACGAAGAACACUAAAGAGAAAACGCGCGCUUUUGUGAGCUCGAGUCAUCAAUUUGAGUUUCAUAUUCAUAUUGAGGUGAAAAAUAAGUCGUGUUUGUUCAGCAGGCAGUUAUAAUUGUUUGAUCAGCUUUUAUUAAAAGGACGUUUCCCAAAGCAAGAGAAAGUUUAGUUUCAAAACGCGUUCAAUUCAGCCAUGAAAACUUCGUGUCUGCUCAAAUCUAUAAUUAGAUGCUUUACAUUUUGCCCAGCGUCACUUGGAGACCGCUUUUAAAACUGCAAAUUCGAAACAUAUGGAGGAAAUUUUGAUAGGAAUUACAUGAAAAAUAUAAUCUAAAGUGAUAAACGCGAGAUUCUGGCGAUAAACCCCCCGGUGCCAUGGAGUAUAGGUUCUAUUAUGAUAUGUUUCGCAUAAAAAUCAACAGCCACGAGCUUUUAAGCUGAUUAAUUCCGUCAACUUGUUAUUAGAUCAAAACUGCAUGUUGCCAUCAAACAGUCAAAACACGCGUAUGGAAUAUAAAAGAUAUUUUGGAAGAUAUUUUGAUAUAUAAUUAUAAAAGAUAUAUAAAAGACCUCCUGAAAGAUAUUUUGACUUGCAGAAGCCGAUGUAACUAUCAACUAACAAAUAUAUAGUGUUUUUGGGGGAGCAUAUGUGAAACAUGCAUUCAUAUAUAUAGCUAUAUAUAUUAUACUUUUCCUGAAUUGGAUGAGAAAAUUAUAUUCAUUUUAUUUGUGAGGCUUAUGUUUGUGUAUAUUUAUCUGGUUCAGUGGGAUUAAUCGUUGGAUGCUAAUGCAUGUCAUACAACAAUUUUCAACAUGCAGUUUUUUCAAAAUCUAUGUUAUGAUGCAUAGUAAGUUCCUGUAAUCCAAUCAUAGCCUUGGCUUGUUUGAUAAAAAAAUAUCAAGUCUAAUUUCUUAUUCAUAUUUUUGCGCACCUUUUCCCUUUAAUGCAAUGUUAUUAUUUCUUAAUUAUUCCUGUACACUCCAUCCACGGCAACCAGAAUCAUUCGUUUAACUUUUUGGGCAGGUAUUUACUUUUAAUAUUUGCAGUCGUCUCCUUUGUUAAUUCGUCGCGAGCGCUUUUCACGAUGGAAAAACGAAGAAAAUAUAAAUUGAUGAGAAAAUGAAUUUUUCUCAAAGCAGAAUUCCUGUUGCAUCGUGAUUAAAAGGAAUUGACGAAAAGGAAGAAGUGUUUCAGCGAACUGCAACGAAGUGAAUUUGAUGUUUAUUGAUUGCAAAAAAGUAACUUUAUAUGAAAAUGGCAGUGUUGUGAUAUAAUAUUUUGAUAAACAUCGUCAACCAGCGUCGCUUUUGGAAAUCGAUUAAAAAUCGUAGUCGAUAUAUACCAAUGUUUUGAAGGCUUCGAGUUUUGGCUUCUUUCAAGAGGAACUUAAUAAUUAUCUUCUGUCGCUUCUGAGGUUAACAGUGUAGCGAUCUACAAAGAUUUUCAUAGACAAAUUCAAUUCACAACAGUUGGUUGGUAGUCAUUACAAUAAUUUUCAUGGAAACGACGAAAUACACCCUGCUGACUCCCAAAGAGAGAGCUCGUCUUGUUCUCAAUUCAGCGUUCGCCAACAAUGUUGAGAAAUACGUGAAUGCCUGCAACAAGACCCGUGAGACGCCUUCAGACGUGGAUGAAACUUUAACAGACGCUCAAGACUCGAACAGUCCGUUGCAAAGCGAUGUUCUGAGCGGAGCAGCAUCGUCAACCGAAGAGGCGAGUCUUCAAUGGUAUCCAUCAGAUUUCUACGUCUCCAUGUUGAAUUAUUCGCUGGGAUUUGGAACUGUUCUUGGCUUCCCAAGAUUAUGUUAUAAACACGGAGGAGGAAUAUUUAUCAUACCAUACUUGAUCAUGUUAUUUCUGGAGGGCAUACCCCUGGUGUGCGUGGAAAUAGCCAUCGGUCAGCAUUUCCAAGAAAAGUUUUUAUUACGUACUUGGAAACACGUUCAUCCCAGCACGAUUGGCUUAGGAUUUAGCGCUGUGUUCAUAUCAUUUCUCACCAUCGUGUACUUCAAUAUCAUCGUUGGUUGGUGCGCCUCGUACUUCGUGUAUUCCCUACAGCGGUGUCUACCAUGGACGUCAUGCCCAGACGGUGUCGAUGCAUGCACAAAUAGCACCAGUCCAUCUGAAUAUUAUUGGUACAAGACAAAACUUGGUGUAGCUGAGGAUAUAAAUUCUGUUCAAGACGUGAAUUGGGAUCUUUAUCUUUAUGUGUUUAUUUCAUGGGUUCUUGUUUUAUUGUACAACAUAAAGGGAGUUAAAAGUGCAGUUAAACCUGGCUAUAUCAUCCUCAUCACUGCCGUUGUUCUGUAUGUUGCAUUGUUUCUCCUUGUUGUGCAUCUAGAAGACUGGGCUCGAGGCUUGGCAAUCUUGGUUGAUUUCAAGAUGGAUCAGAUCAACAAACUGUUGAACAUUGAAAUUUGGCGUGACGCUGCAACCCAAGUAUUUUUCAGUCUUGGUAUAGGCUAUGGAACAAUAUUUAUUUAUUCCAGUUACAACAAGGCUAGCUUUAAAUGUAAAACGGCAGCACUCUGCUAUGGUCUCGUCGACACUACCGUCGGUAUCUGCUCGUGCAUCAUUGUGUUUUCACUGCAAGGUUUUCAAGCUCAUAUCAAACAUGCCGAAUGCUUGGAAAAAAUGAGGAGUUUGAACGGAUCUUUAGUUGAGGGCGGCGACGGUGGUCAACUGUCAUGUAAUGCUUCGUUUCUUUCUCAACCGAUUCCAGAUGCAUUUUCACUGGCGUUUAUCAGCUGGAGUGAAAGUUUCACUCACAUCGCGUAUCCUCCGCUCUGGUCUUCGCUAAGUUACUUUUUACUUUUUCUCUCUGGAUUCGGAAGCAUGUCUGGGAUGGUCUUCGUCGUUGUGCUGUUUGUGAGAGAAAUAACCUCGAUGAAACACGAGUAUGCCACAGGUCUGGUAUGUUUCGUGUCGUGCAUAAUUGGUCUGGUAUUUGUGACGGAUAGUGGACUAUAUUUAGUGAACCUGUUUCACGGCUACUCUUCAUGUUCAAUACAAUGGAUCGCGCUGCUUGAAAUUCUGUCAGUUAUCUGUUUUUUUGGCAGAAAAAAUUUUUGUACAAUGGUUGAAGAAAUGACUGGGGAAAGGCUUCACUUUGCUUGGUCUGUUUGUUGGUUUAUUAUUUCUCCAGCAAUAUUGAUAACUUUGAUUGUUUUGAGUUUGUACGAUAUGUCCACCACGGAAGGAUAUCUUUACAGUACUUGGCGACCUUUUACCGGUAUGCAGGAUAUUCUGUAUCCUUCAUGGUGCUAUGGUGUGAUCGCUCUAUUCUGCGUUGUUCCUCUCGUUUUAAUAUUUGCUGUGUUUAUCGUAUACUCGGUAAAAUCACGUCACGUACUCUUCGAGAUGUGUCAUAAUUUCUGGAAGCGCUUGUGGUACUGGUGUCGCAAACAAGAGGAAUACGAACUUCAGGACUUUGCGGAAGUUCAGCAAUGUUAUCAAGGUGGUGGACAGAUCCUCCUAGACCGUAUUGACGCUAACUUUCCAGAGUUACUUUCGUUUGAUAACAUCGAGACGCCUGUGGUUAACGGUCAUGCUAAUGGUGAUUUUCCAGGUAUGCCGAAUAAUAACAUUGAGGAAGGUACGAAAACGCCUGCACUAACUCGGCGUUUGAGUAUUUGAACGACAUUAGAGACGAAUUGAAGUUAAUGAGUUCACGGCAACCAGGUAUAUAAUCCAUCGUAAUUAUCGCUACUCCGGUUUUAAUAAAUUAAAGUAAUCACCACACAAAGAUUAACUUUCACGACCCAACGUUUGACACUCCGGUCUAUGUCUAACAUCAGAUCACUCCUGAUGAGGACACGAGACCGGAGUGUCGAAACGUUGGGUCGAGUGAAAGUUAAUCUUUGUGUGGUGAUUACUUUAAUUUAUUAAAACCGGAGUAGCGAUAAUUACGAUGGACAUUAGAGACCUUAAGAUUGACAUCGGUUUAACGGCAAACCUCUAGCCGGAAGACGCAAACUUUAAAUUAAAACAUUUGAAAGUAAAUUUCGACAGCUUAGUUCGCAUUUGAUGCUUCGAUUUUAAUGGUCGAGAUUUCCCCACACUGAGACAGUUAAUUGUUAAAUGAGAAAUACGAAUUUUAGUUUGUUGUUUUCGUAAGCGGUCGCCGUUAACCUCAAAGUGUCUAUCAGUCUUUUACUAAAUCUGGGGAGGAUUUAACGCGGGUGAUACAUUCAUCUCACAAGAAUACAGUUUUAGAAUUUUUGUAUUGCAUGUGUUUCACGUUCAUCUUGAUAACUGGCUGUUUGGACAGACCUGCAAAUAAAAAAAUGCUUUGAAAUUAGCUAAAUACUUGACGUUUAAGUUUUUGUAUCAAUGUUCAAAAUUUUUCUGCAUUGUGCA
This is a messenger RNA of Dendronephthya gigantea, 5311 nucleotides long. Its product is annotated as cytosolic beta-glucosidase-like. NCBI's taxonomy places the organism in Eukaryota, Metazoa, Cnidaria, Anthozoa, Malacalcyonacea, Nephtheidae. Gene Ontology annotation, molecular function: beta-glucosidase activity. Gene Ontology annotation, biological process: sodium ion transmembrane transport; carbohydrate metabolic process. The record is from RefSeq and is a predicted model, not a curated record. The coding region runs from base 2450 to 4588 and encodes 712 amino acids. The transcript has 10 exons. Gene Ontology annotation, cellular component: membrane.